Cladophialophora immunda is the source of this 886-nucleotide messenger RNA. RefSeq lists its product as uncharacterized. Lineage: Eukaryota; Fungi; Ascomycota; Eurotiomycetes; Chaetothyriales; Herpotrichiellaceae. Bases 170 to 571 code for a protein of 133 amino acids. Gene Ontology annotation, cellular component: mitochondrion; respiratory chain complex IV; mitochondrial intermembrane space. The record is from RefSeq and is a predicted model, not a curated record. Gene Ontology annotation, biological process: mitochondrial respiratory chain complex IV assembly. The transcript is spliced from 2 exons.
CGCCAGUGACAUCUCAUGAGGGACCUCUAUACACGAUCAGCGAGCACACAGCCUCUGGAAAGCAAAUAAAAGCAGCCUCCCGCCUCUCCUACAACCUGAGCACUAGAACUGCCCUGUCGACUUCCCCAGCUCCUUCUCUUCCGUCUGCACGUUUCGAUCUUCGCAGACCAUGGCCUGGGGUCUUCCAACCUGGCUGGUGGGCUCUGCCUCCUCUAAUCCCUCUCUACCACAAUCAUCGAACCUCCCCCCGCGAUCGAAAGACGGCGGCUACGUGGCGCCCGACCGCACGUCUCGCGAACAAUGCUACGAGUCCCGCGAUAUUUUCUUCCAGUGCCUAGAUCGGCACGACAUAUUAGACGCCGUCAAGGAGGACGAGAAGGCACGGAAGGUCUGUCCGGCGGAGGUGGCCGCCUACGAGAAGGACUGUGCGAGAAGUUGGAUCAAAUACUUUAAGGAGAAGAGAGUCGUGGAUUACAAACGAGAUCGCACGUUAGAGCAGAUUGCAAAAGAAGACGCCGCGGCUGCUGCAAAGGCAAAGUCCGAGAGAAAAGGCAAGUCAUGGUUCGGGUGAAGGAACAGGUGGAUGUGCUGGGUUUGCAUACGGCUUGGACGAGGUUUGCCACGGGCUCGCGAGCAUGUAAGAGUCACCUGCGUGUUUCGGCGAUAUGGUAUGCCAAAGAUGGGACCUCGGUAGCUCGAGAGAGUUGACCGUGCUGGUCCUAAGGAGAGGACCGCCCAACAUUUCAGCCUAUAUUGAUGAAGAGAAAUGUACAGACAGGGCUGGGGAUGUACAAUAAGAAAGAAUUGCAUAGCGCGGACUCGGAAAAUCACCUGCGUUUCGGUUUGACGGUGGGAAGGGCUUUCUGAAUAAAUAUCUUCACUCGUG